AUAAAGUGGUAAACGCUCCAGUUGGUGCAUUGCGUGUUCAAAUCUGACAUUCAGUGACCGCGUUCUUAUUUCACGGUGAGAAUACCGUAUCAUCCACCAUGCGUUUCCUCUGCCUGCAUGGCAUGGGCACCAACAGCAGAAUCUUUGAAAUGCAGACUGCUGCUAUCCGCCAUGGCCUCGGAACUACCCACACAUUCGAGUACAUCGACGGUGCUGUUCCAGCUCAAAUGGCCCCAGGUGUUGGUUCAGUCGCGGGUGCUAAUGAAGAGUAUCUUCAAUACGGGGAUCCGACGUCCCCUGAAAGUUACUCCAAGGCACUUCACGACCUCGAAAAUUUCCUGGAAGAAGAAGGGCCGUUUGAUGGGGUGAUGGCGUUUUCCCAGGGCGCAGGGCUAGCAGCUUCGCUCUUGGCCCACCACUCGCGAAGAUCCGCACGUCAGGCUCACAUGAAGCCCACAUUUCGCUUUGCCGUAUUUUUCUGUGGGGGUGUUCCGGGAGACGUAUUCGGUGCGAAAGGUGUUGAGCCACGGCUGAUGAGCUUCGAAGAGGACGGAGAGGUGAUCGGCAUCCCAACAGCUCACAUUUGGGGGGCGCAUGACGAGAUUUACCCUACUUUCGGGCCAGUCUUGAGCAAAAUGUGUGACAGUAGCCAGAGAGCCACCUUUGUGCACCAGGGCGGCCACGAAAUUCCCGGAGCAAAAGACCCAGAUGGUGUGCUUGGCUCCAUCCGUGCUAUUAAAAGGGUUAUUCAGUUGGCAAAUGAAGCCGAGUAGAGUCCCAGGAACGUGACUCACAGUCAAUCAGUAACUAUUGGAUAAAGUGGAAUCUCGAACGCUUUUGAUUGUCCUCAGACGUAUGUUCAAAACGUCCCGUCUAAUCCAAU
This is a messenger RNA of Diaporthe batatas, 883 nucleotides long. RefSeq lists its product as uncharacterized. The record is from RefSeq and is a predicted model, not a curated record. Bases 99 to 773 code for a protein of 224 amino acids. Gene Ontology annotation, cellular component: cytoplasm; nucleus. The transcript is spliced from 4 exons. Lineage: Eukaryota; Fungi; Ascomycota; Sordariomycetes; Diaporthales; Diaporthaceae.